Molecule: messenger RNA, 2229 nt
Organism: Tigriopus californicus
Lineage: Eukaryota; Metazoa; Arthropoda; Copepoda; Harpacticoida; Harpacticidae
Exons: 4
Coding region: 58-1350 (430 amino acids)
Biological process (GO): carbohydrate metabolic process
Source: RefSeq, a predicted model, not a curated record
UGUUAUCACUUGAAAUUGUUGUGUACUUGGUCAAUACUAAGAGUUUGUUCGCAUCGGAUGAAAAUUGAAAUCACUGACAUCAUAAUGAUUCGUUGGGCCGCUCUGCUUUUUCUGAUCUUUGUGCCCAACUUGUCAGAGGGUGCAACUCCUUUGGAAGUGGCGCAAAAAGUUGUGCCUAAGAUCUUUGAGGCUUUCGGGAACUUCACGUACUUGAAUUUUGGCUCUUGGUCGUAUGAGGGAGGCCAUAUCCUCCGAGGCCUCUGGCAAUUGGAAUCCCUUUUUGCGAGUGACCUUCAAUUGGAGGCUCGUUUGCAUGAGCACCUUAAUCAUUUCCAGAAUGAUGAGGGUCAGUUGGGCUACAUGAUCUUGCACAACGUAUCCUUGGACUUCAAUGGCACAUCAAAUCUGUUCCCUUGGCUCACAUCGAUCGGCGAUGUGAUUGGGCUAUUUCCGAUUGCUUAUGCCGACCGACUGCUUUUGGCACAAGACGAAAGCUCUUACUCGACUCAAAACGACAUGUUCUUGAUCCAAGAAGUGGUAGAUAAGUACAUCUACGGCUACCCAUAUCACUUGGAGGACGGGACGAUAAGUCGGCCAAUAUCCUGGUUCGACGAAGGUUUCCUUGAACUUCACGGCAAGGCUUUGUGGGUGGAUGAUAUGAGUAUGGGAACAUCUCUGGCCACCUCUUUGAGUUUGCUGACUGGAAAUGUGUCUUAUGUCUUGACCUCGGUCCAACAGUUGCUCCAAUUCCACGACUAUUUGUUUGAUGUGGAGGAAAAUCUUUAUUUUCACGGCUACAACGAUUACUCUGAUCACUUGUCAUGUUGUAAAUGGGCUAGAGGAAAUGGAUGGGCGUUUCUAUCCAAAAUGGAAACCCUUCAAGCCAUGGAAGACCUGGGUCUAAUCGAUAACCCUUGGUAUCCUCUCCUCCUUAACGCCUUCCAAGUGCACGCCCAAGGCCUGCUCAGUCGAGUCAACCCUUUGAAUGGCCUAUGGCCAAACGUCCUCACCAACUACGACACAUUUACUGAGACCUCAGCCUCGGCCAUGUUCUUAAGCGGUAUGGUCACCGGUCUGGAACGAGGUUGGUUGGACCACAGCUCGGAAUUCGGCGAACAAAUUGAACUGGCAUGGUCUAGCUUGGCCGACCACCGAAUCGCCGACGACGGCUCGGUGCUCGAAAUCAUUGGUGGGACGGGGAUCAAGAACAAUGAGGACGGCUACGCUCCAUCCAAUACGAAUUACAAUCGAGCUGCUCCGGGUGUGGGUGGAUUUCUCCGAGCCAUAAGUGCCAUGGAAAGAUAUUACCGAUUUAAAAAAAAUCGACGGUUAGUUGUAACCGGAUCUUAAAUACAUUGAUUCCUAUCGACCAGCUGAUAAAGUUGUUCUCAUAUUUCUAUUUCUCACUCUCACAUCGCUACAUUCCAUCCCUUUAACCAUCACCUGCUUAAACGGUGACGAACACUUGUUCAGACUACGGAUACAAUUGUGAAAAGCAAGGCACAAAGGCAUUUCAAAUUAAAAGAGAACAUCAAUCAGACCGAAUGAAGGUUGGGCCGAAAUGAGCCUUUCGAAGUGGAAAUCCCUGUUGAUCAGCUCGUAGUUCUGGAUUGAGGUGCUCGAGCAUCUCCUUAGGCAAUAUCAAUGCAGUGUCAGGGGAUCCCAGGAGCUUUGCGGAUGUCCUGUCUCACCGAUUAUUCUCACGUGAUCCACGUGAGUGUUCCCUCGCGAAUCACACUCCGGGAACAAUACGAAUCCGUUGAGCGAAUCCUCAACAUUUACUCCUAUUGCCAUGAACGCGGCAUCAACUACUCGGACUACAAACAACUCCGUAACCAAAUCAAGUGGAAAUUCGUGCAACGAGCCUUCUGUAAUGGAGAUCCGCCGUCUUCUACUUCCGUCAAGAUAUCCUGAAAUGCCCAUCGCGACGACGAAUAAUUACGGGAGCGAACGGUUAUUAGAAUGACGCUGACGGGGGACGGCUCAUUUUCAGCAGAAAUUGAUGAUGGUUGGGUACUUUGGGCACCAUGUUCAGAAUUCUCUCAACCUCGUAUCUAGCGUCGCUAGAAUGAAGCUCAAGCCACCAUAUCCUUGGCCAAAUUGCAAUUGUUCUGGCCGAUUUGAGUGCGAUCCUGUUCAUCGAAUGUGAUGAAACUGAGUAUGGCUAUCCUAUUCUAUUUGUUCCUGUUUGAUUUCAGAGUGGUUACAAGAUUUUUUAAGAAACAUGGA